This is a messenger RNA of Bombus impatiens (common eastern bumble bee), 3146 nucleotides long. RefSeq names its product nicastrin (gene Nct). Gene Ontology annotation, cellular component: membrane. The coding region runs from base 187 to 2115 and encodes 642 amino acids. The record is from RefSeq and is a predicted model, not a curated record. NCBI's taxonomy places the organism in Eukaryota, Metazoa, Arthropoda, Insecta, Hymenoptera, Apidae. Gene Ontology annotation, biological process: protein processing; Notch receptor processing. The transcript has 8 exons.
CUAGUAGUUAGAUUGCAGUAUGAUGGCGCUAGUAGGUAAAACCAAGCGAAAUAUGAAACGUUCAAUUAUUUUCUGAUUCACGCGAUGCAUUUGUGUCAUCGUGUCUAACCUGUGUGAAAAGGAUUCAUAGCAAUAGUGGAAGGAAAAUAAAACAAUCUCUUGACAGGUGCCACCACGAAAAGAAAAAUGGCAAAAUGUUUAGGUUGUGGAUACUUUCUAAUAUUUCUUAUCGUACAUUUAGUGGGUGCAGAAAGAAUAAAAGAUAUGAUUUAUAUGAAUUUUGAAGGAGUUGCUGCCUGUUUCCGUAGACACAAUGGAACACAUCAAUUUGGAUGUUCUUCAAGUAGGUCAGGAAGUGUUGGUGUUAUUCACUUAGUGGAAGAUGAAAAUGAUAUCAGAUGGCUUGAACAAAAUGCUAAUGUUGGAGAUUAUACUGUAAUUCUUACAUUUUCUAUGUUUACCAGAGACAUAUUACUUCGUUUAAGAAAUACACAUAAUAUAAAUGGAGUUUUAUUAACUAAAAAUACCAGUCAACCACAUCCUGAAUAUUAUUCUCCUGAAGAUACUUGUCCCAAUCGAUAUUCAGGCUAUAAAAAGUGCCAGGAUUUGGGGUGGAAUCCUUAUGGAUCCUCAUUGCUCAUGGAAGAUUGGCCUUUUCCCAUGUUUUAUACAGAGAAUCAAACACUGAUAGAAGCUGUAAAAUCUUGUUUUUUAAAACAUAAUGCUCCUGAUAUGGAAAAUCAACAGUACAGACCACUGUGUGCACUAGAAAUGAAGUCAUUCAUGUUUGCUGCAAUUAACUCUGAAUCUUGCAUUAAACGUAGUGAUUUUAAAUUGAACUUCAAUCCUACACAAUUUUGUGAUCCUUUAGGAGAUAGGAAUAUAUAUUGGCCGUUAGCUCCCAUAAAUAGAGAUAAAAACUCCAUAAUAUUGGUGACAGCUAGAUUAGAUGCAUCUUCUUUGUUUGAUGGAAUAUCACCUGGAGCAGGCAAUGUGGUCACAGGAUUAGUAACAUUACUUGCUACAGCUUAUUAUUUAAAUAUAUUAGCUAAGGAUGCUGUAGUGGAAAACACUAAUGUGGUUUUCUCUUUAUUAAAUGGAGAAGCUUUUGACUAUAUAGGAUCUAGUAGAUUCAUUUAUGAUUUGAAAGAAGGUAAUUUCAAUGCAUUAGGUGGAGUAAAUUUAAAGUUUGAUGACAUUAAAACUGUGAUCGAAUUUGGCCAACUGACUAAAGGAAAAUUAUUUCUUCAUUCUAAUAAUGCGCAAAAUGACGAAAUGAUAAAAAAGAUACAAGUAGCGUUAAAUGCUACGGUUUUAGAAGACAGCGUUCCGCCUACGUCUAUACAGAGUUUCUUAAAAGAAAAGCCAGAUUUGACUGCUGUUGUUAUAAGUGACCACGGUCAACAAUUUAAAAACAAAUAUUACAAUGGGAUUUUGGAUGACGCAGAAAGUCUUAGCUUCAAUAGGAGCGACAUAAAUGGGCUUGCAACUGCUCUAGCAAAGAUAGCAGUUCAUGUCGCUGAAAUCCUUUACAAAGAAGUAGUCAGUACCGGGUCUCUCGACAAUUAUGAUUCUUUCCAAUCUGUUGAACACCAUAUUUUGGAAAUGUUGAAAUGUUAUUUAGAAAGUGCUAAAUGCCCUUUGUUUCAUGCUGCUUCGUCUCCAAACGCUAAAUUAAUUAAUCAAGUUUUAUCACUAUAUGUUGGUGUACAUAGGGUACCAAAUAUUGCCACAACACUAACUGGUCAACUUCUUGCAUAUCUGACUAGAGAGGAAGUUGCAAAUAUGACAGAAACAACAUGUUAUGAAAACCACCUUAUUUGGAUGGCUGGUGAUAAUAAUUCAGGUUUAUGUAUAAAUUCCAGUGUAAAUUAUAGCACAGCUAUGAGUCCAGCAUUUAUUAUUGAUGGGUAUGACAUGAAAUCCGGAGUGUAUUCAACAUGGACAGAAUCUAUAUGGCAAACAUUAAGUGUAAGAAUGUUCCUGAAACCUUCAGCAGCAACCGAACAACUCACUAUGAUUUUAGGAAGUUCAGUAGCUGGUAUAUCAUUUGUACUCGUAUGGUUCAUUAAUUCCCGAGCGGAUAUAUUAUUUAAUUCAAGAAAUUUGUUUUAGAAGAGCAAUAAACUGCUAGGGAUACGCUGCGGACCACAUAUCAAUGGCCAGGUUGGAUUACUAUCAAGAAGACGAGGAUGUUCCAGUAACUAGCCUUUGAAUGUAUGUGUGGUACGCUCUCGGACAAUUUUUAUACCUCAAUGUUGAAAUAUAUGAUGCCACCGAUGUUUAAUUCCGAUAUCAUCGUGAUGUUUCGACGGCUAUUUAAUCAAACUUUUGCACCUGUUGUUAGUAUAAUGAGAACGGAUGUGCAUCCGCUUAAUUUGUCACGUCCCUUUCUCUGAUAUUACCGAUGAUUAUACAUAUACAACACAUUCGACCAUAAACAUUUUUAUAAAUGUGCGUUAUGUGUAUGAAAUGAAACGAUGCAAUUUUUUUUUAAUUCUGUAACAAAAUUAAUAAGAGAGUAUUACUCCUGUAUCUCGAGAUAAUCGGGGUACACUAGCACUAGAAAGUUUAUUGAAUUUUUGGUCUCAUUAGGAUUUUUUUUGUACGCAAUGAUGAAACGUAUAUAUAUAUAUAUGUAUAUACAUAUGUAUAUACAUAUAUAUAUACACACGUAUUUUAUUUAUACGCAUAAUUACAUAUAAUAUUUACAGCUAGUAUGAUCAAUAUAAUACUUUAAACGAUUAUUAUUUAAUUUCAUGCCCAUUUUUCAUGAACAUUUAGUAUUGUAAAUGUCAUGCAUGUAUUUGACUCAUAUUAUAGUGAAUCGUUGAUUAUUUGCAGUACAUUUAUCGAGAUUUUAUAGGUAAUAAUUUUUGUAAUUAAUUUUAUAUUUCUCUGUUUAUUUAUUAUAGUUAUCCUAUAUCGGUAAUGAAUCGAUGUUAGUGCAGGAUAUUUAAUUUGUUUAACACAAUUAUUGCUCACGAUACCUAAAACUAGACAAUUGUACGAAAUAUCGAAAUGCGAUAAUAAUGUAAUAUACAUAAUGUAAUCAAGUUUCUUUGCCAAUUGUUACGAUAAGAACUUUAAGAAUUUAUUUAAUAGAGAAAUUUUCAAUUGCAAUAAAUAUUUUUUCUGAUUAAAAG